AGGUCGAAGUGGAACUGUCAUGUCUACCUUGGAAGCAGCUCGGGCAGGAGUGUGAGAAGGUAAUGUUUACUGAACGUCUCUAAGCGUCUCUGAGCGCAGUGGUCAGGUCAUGCUGGCUGUAUGAGCGUCUCUGCGGGGCCGGAGUGCUGCGGAGGGCUCGGGAACCUGGACUACUCUCAGGUGGACAUGUCUGUGCUGUCUGUGCUGUCAGAGCUGGUGAAGCAUGUUGAUGUGAUGCAGCCCCGCUUCUGUGUUGCCGUCAUUGCCAUCAUCUUUAACCCUUUCUUCUGGAAUGUGGUUGCCAGAUGGGAGCACAGGACGCGGGGGCUGACGCGGCUGUUUGGGAGUCCGUAUGUGGCCUGUUACUGCUUCGGGACCCUCAUCCUGCUUCUCAACGUGUACCGCAGUCACAGUAUUACAGUGGCGAUGAAGGGUCAGCCUCAUCUGGAGCUGAUGGACAGCGUGCAGGUGUACUAUGCGGGCGCUGCACUCCUGGCCAUGGGCUCGCUGUUCGUCAUCAGUAGCUUCCUGGCCCUGGGCUUCACUGGGACCUUCCUGGGCGACUACUUUGGCAUCCUAAUGGAGCAGAAGGUGACUGCGUUCCCAUUUAACAUCAUGGAGAACCCAAUGUACUGGGGCAGCACCGCCAACUACCUUGGCCUGGCCUUAAUGAAUGCCAGUCCUGUGGGGGUUCUCCUGACGGCAGUGGUGGCACUGUCCUACAGGGUGGCCAUCUCAUACGAAGGGCCGUUCACUGAGGAAAUCUACCGGCAGAGGAGCCAGCGCUGCAAGCACAAAUAAGACUGGAGUGUGUUUGUUUAACAAUCACACCAGACGCCCCCGUCCACCACCACCCCCCACCCAGCGGUGUCCAGCGAUGUCCAGCGAUACUGCUCAUAAAGCAGCCUUCCACACCAGGAGGAGGAGACGGAGAUCUGUAUGUCUGAAAAUCAUCAUCGCUCACCUUUAUCCACUUUACAAGCAGCUGCUUUAAGUUGAACAACACCACAACCCUGUUAGACACGGUUAGACUCUCUUGUACGUCCAGCUGUAAGAAGGAACACUGAUGAUCACAGUGAGGAGAGGUCAUUUAUUUCUCUUCCUUAAAGAAAUGUUCUCAGCUCAGUUUAGUUAGGACCUGUGGAUUAAAGACUUCCAGAUAAAUGAGAUUUCUGUGAGUGUUAUUAAACGCCAGCUGGUCAAAUGUGAUAGAGAUUGUUUGAAUUAAACAAACACCAUCACUG
Molecule: messenger RNA, 1244 nt
Organism: Pygocentrus nattereri (red-bellied piranha)
Lineage: Eukaryota; Metazoa; Chordata; Actinopteri; Characiformes; Serrasalmidae
Gene: pemt
Product: phosphatidylethanolamine N-methyltransferase
Exons: 7
Coding region: 121-801 (226 amino acids)
Biological process (GO): phosphatidylcholine biosynthetic process
Molecular function (GO): phosphatidylethanolamine N-methyltransferase activity
Source: RefSeq, a predicted model, not a curated record